UGGGGGGCCGCCGUGGCCGUGGAGUCCGAGUGCCCUGUUCCCUCCACACGCACGUCCCUCCUUCUUAUAGUUCCCUCCACUCUCCUGUGCCCUGCGCCGCUUAGUUCCUCCAUGGCGCAGCGACUGCUCCUGAGGAGGUGUCUGGCUUCCAUCAUCUCCCGGAAUCCCCCUCAGAGGUGGGCACCCCUCCCCACUGGGGCCCUGCAGACCCCACAGCUCAGCCCUGGUGGUUUGGCAGUAAGAUCCCGCCAAGCUCGGUCACUGUACACCAGCAGAGUCUGUGCAACCACCUUUAACAUCCAGGAUGGACCUGACUUUCAAGACCGAGUUGUCAACAGUGAAACACCAGUGGUUGUGGAUUUCCAUGCACAGUGGUGCGGCCCCUGCAAAAUCCUGGGGCCCAGAUUAGAGAAGAUGGUGGCCAAGCAGCAAGGCAAGGUGGUGAUGGCCAAGGUGGACAUUGACGAUCACACAGACCUCGCCAUAGAGUAUGAGGUGUCGGCCGUGCCCACCGUGCUGGCCAUCAAGAAUGGGGACGUGGUGGACAAGUUUGUGGGCAUCAAGGACGAGGACCAGCUGGAAGCCUUCCUGAAGAAGCUGAUUGACUGAGGAGCAGGGACGAGUGCCGAGGGCUCUUGCCCUCCGGGCCCGCAGCCCAGGGGAUCCUGCUAGAACUCGGCCUCGGCGCCCCUCCGCCUCCUCCCUGCCUGCUGCCCUGGGCCGGCGUCGAGGGGACCAGGCCUCCAUCCUAGGACCCUGCGUCCAGCCUGCCACUGCAGGCUGGCUGCUGCGGGCCUGGUGCUGCUGCUGACCGGGACGGCCCUCUGCCCCGCUCUGCCCCUCGGGGCUGUCGCCUCCUGCCAGCUGCUGGGCGAGCGCUGCCCGCCUCAGCCUGCUCUUCCGGCGGGAUGGCCCAGUCCUCUCCAGCUCCAGGCCCGGCUCAUCUGCCGCCUGCAUUUUUCUUUCCUCUUGCUGUAUUGUAAAGAGAGAAGGAAAAAAGAAACCCAAACCAGCGAGAGUAAUAUAUAAUUCUCUCAUUUUUUGUAGGUCUGUAAUAAAGAACUUUAUGUGGGCCCUCCUA
Condylura cristata (star-nosed mole) is the source of this 1081-nucleotide messenger RNA. RefSeq names its product thioredoxin 2 (gene TXN2). Gene Ontology annotation, molecular function: protein-disulfide reductase activity. Gene Ontology annotation, cellular component: mitochondrion. The transcript has 4 exons. The record is from RefSeq and is a predicted model, not a curated record. Gene Ontology annotation, biological process: cell redox homeostasis. Bases 112 to 609 code for a protein of 165 amino acids. Lineage: Eukaryota; Metazoa; Chordata; Mammalia; Eulipotyphla; Talpidae.